This is a messenger RNA of Closterium sp. NIES-67, 2446 nucleotides long. The record is from the annotation of a GenBank genome assembly. Lineage: Eukaryota; Viridiplantae; Streptophyta; Zygnematophyceae; Desmidiales; Closteriaceae.
UCCAUACAGAAAUUCGAAUCUCGGGAGUGGAAUACGUGCAGCAGAACGAGUUCCUCUGGUCAUGGCUUUGAGACGUCAUGGGGAGUUCUACUGACCAAGUAUAAACCGCGGCCGGAUUUCGCGACGACUUAGGGAUGAUGGUUGGCUUAUAACGGCGUCGUGCCUCAGUCGCCCUAUGAAACCGACGAACGGAAAGCUCCACGAACCAUCGCAUGUAAUCCCACUCAAUCGCGAUCCGUCCAAGGCGCGAUUCUCGGGGUCUCUUUUCUUCGCCAUGGCCCCGCGGCUCGCGCUUUUUCUCGUGCUCCUCUCCCUCCUCCACGUCGCGCUCCCCCAUCCCAUCCCCGCGCCUUCCGCGCCAUGCGCCGCGCGGGUGGUUGCGCGGAGCCUCGAGGGUCGCGGGGCGCACCGCCUGCUGCGGACGUCGCUCCACGUGGCUUGCCGCGCCGGCCCGUUCCGUCCACGUCAGGCGGGCGAUGCACACGUGGCGUGCGGAGAACCGCACGGUAGAGUGGGUCGCUGCGACUCGGGUGGGGUUGCAGGGGUGAUGGGAGGAGAGGGAGAGGAGGGAGGAGAGAAGGAGCGGAAGACGGGUGGGUGCAGAGCGGUGCCAGAGCAGCAAGGCCAGCUCAGAAGCUGCAGUGCGGGUGAAAUUUUGGGAAGCGGUGGGCCGGCAGGGGGGACACGUGUCACGAUACGAGUGGAGCAGCCGGUACCUCGUGGGCUGUAUGCUGAUCCGUUUGAACUGGAGAGAGUUGAACGAUCAGCCAGCGACCGAGCCUGGGUGGUAGGUCCGGUGGAGCUGGAGCAGCCUGCGCCUCGGUGCGAACCAACGGUGGUGGCGAUGGAGAGAGACGUGGGUGUGGCGUUGGGGACGGGCACAGGGGAUGUGAAGGUGGGGGUGGACAGUCGGCAGCAUGGGAGGGAAGGAAGCAGGGGGGAGGAAGCUGGAGAAGACGACGUUUCUUUUUCCGUGGAGUUCACUCUGCCACUGCACUCCCGAUACCCGGCUGUGCUGCCAGCUCUCUUCCCACCACUCUCCCCUCAAUCCCUCCUCCUCUCCGCCUCUCACUCCCUCCUCGCCCUCACCUCCCUCUCUUGGAACUUACAACAGCUUAAAGCGGCCUUUCACUGGAGCUACUCCUCCCUCUCUGCUCUUCCACGUGCCGUCACUGGCAGCUGCAACCAAUCGUAUGCGGCGGUUUUCGUGCCCUUUCCCUCUGCAUGCGUCGUGCUCCCUCCUCCCGCAAUCUGCACAUCAUCACUAUCAUCACUAUCAUCACUAUCACCACCAGCAUCACCAGCAUCACCCGCAUCACCGGCAUCACCAUCUAAUUCCGUUUCUAUACCCUACUGUGAGUGCCUUCCCAUACCCCUCAACUGGUCAUUACGGAACAAAGCUGCACAAGAAGAAUUGGCAGAGUCAGCAGCAGAGGCGGCAGCGGCGGCAGCAGCAGCAGAUCAGAGUGGAGAGUCGAAAGCAGCUGGACAGAAACCAGCGGCAGCAGCAGCAGCAGCAGUAGCAGGAACGGGAGUUGGACAUGGGGAUGAGGGGGCAGCACUGCUAUGGGAGGUACCUGCAGGCUGUGCUGCGCACACGGCUCUUGUGCUCUGGGGCACGUCCCUUGCUGCUGCGGUGGGGGCUCUGGUGCUGGUGAUGGUGGCUGCUGGUACUCCGGUGCACACAGGGGGAAUGAAUUGGGAGAGGUGAGAGACCAAGCAGCAGGCUGGGGUGCGCACACUCCUCUUGUGCUUUGGGGCACGGUCCUGGCUGCUGACGUGCGCACACGCCUCUUGUGUUUUGGGGCACGUCCCUGGCUGCUGAGGUGCGCACACGCCUCUUGUGCUUUGGGGCACGCCUCUGCGCCCUUUGGUGCUAGUUGCGGAUGCUGCUGCCACUUCAGUGCCUGUAGGAGUGAGAAGGGAGAGGUGAGAGAGCAAGCAGUUCGGCCAUCCUGCUUUGGGGCACGCUGCACUUCCCUUGCUGCUGUGGUGGGGGCACUGGUGCUAUUGCUGUGACCGUUUUGCUACUCCAGUGCGCACAAGAGACGCAAAGAGGGGGUGAGGAAUGAGGGCGGGUGAAUGUAGGUUGGAACAGCAGGCAGUGUGGGCGGGCGGAGAUUGGCCGGAGAUCUCAGCAGCAGCACACAUCUCAAAUGAUUUCUUUUGGAAGUGAAAGUUUUGAAUGGGUAAUAAAACCACUGAACCAUUUGUAUUUGAUUAUGUACAGAUUACACCAGCUGGAAGAGUAUUCUACAGAAGGAAGUCCCCCCAGACCACAGCUUCACAGUUUCAGCAUCCCUUCACAUGUCCAUGCCUUCCAACUGCAGAACCCAUCAGAAUUUUAGGCGCCUCAAAGCAGCCCCUGGUUUCAGCGCCCCUUGCUUGUAUCCACUCCCUUGGACCGCAGGGCCUCGUCGCCGCUCUUCUCCAUCGUAAACUGCCC